Messenger RNA from Drosophila willistoni, 4782 nucleotides. RefSeq names its product probable multidrug resistance-associated protein lethal(2)03659 (gene Mrp4). Gene Ontology annotation, cellular component: membrane. Gene Ontology annotation, molecular function: ABC-type transporter activity; ATP hydrolysis activity; ATP binding. The record is from RefSeq and is a predicted model, not a curated record. Lineage: Eukaryota; Metazoa; Arthropoda; Insecta; Diptera; Drosophilidae. Bases 695 to 4675 code for a protein of 1326 amino acids. The transcript is spliced from 7 exons. Gene Ontology annotation, biological process: transmembrane transport.
AGUUCCGCAGCCGGAGCGUGAACAUCGCUAAAGUUAUAUAUACAUAUACGCAUACAAUCGAUCGAGCAGUCGAUCCAAAAGCUCUACUAUCACAUCACCCCUGCCACCUAUCCCCCGCACCAGUGGGGUCGACAUGAAAAAAACGUUGCCGCAUAAAAAAGUGUGAUGAAAUUCGGCUGCUGGUCCAAAACACAAUCUUCCAGUGGUCUAUUUUGAAAAAGAAUCAUCAUCCAGCAGCUCCAAAAAUGUGGACACGGACGUUACGUUUCAUUUUCUAAUUCUAAGAUAGUCAUUCGAUUUGUGAUGGGCGUGGAAUGUGUGGAAAAAUUAUGCCCACUCCCCAAAAAGUGAAAUCGUUCAUAUGUACAUAGAUAUUUCCAAUAGAAGUGUUUUACCCAUGUUAAUGUCACAUUAAUUAAUUAAAUAAAAAGCGCGUGUCUGUGUUGGUUUCGGGAUGUUAAUUGAAGAGAAUAAAAAUCUAUACACACUUACACACAAAUGUAUCUAAAUAAAUAGACAAACUGACACAGCAAAUUUAUAAAACAAAACUGAAAUCUCAAUCUCAUGUAAUGUGGCGUUUACAAAACGCAAAAACGAAAAAAAGCCGUUGUGUAGCUUAUCAAUUUCUAGCUUAAUUAUUAUACAACAAAACAAACAAACAACAAUAACAACAAUAAAAUUAUAAUAAAACAAAAUGCAGUCCAUGAAAGCCGAUGAACUGCCGGAGAAUCCGCGCGAGCACUCCAAUCCGUUGUCAUCGUUAAUGUUCUGUUUCGCAAUGCCGGUUCUUUUUAAGGGCCGUAAAAAGACUCUGGAACAAACGGAUCUCUAUAAAGCUUUGCGUGAGCACAAGUCAGAUACUCUUGGAGAUCGCCUAUGUGCGGCUUGGGAGGAAGAGGUUGCUUCUACUGCGCGGCGGAAUCAAAAACCCCGAUUGAGAAGUGUAAUGACAAAGGUCUUUGGUUGGCAUCUAAUCGUCACUGGUAUUCUACUAGCAGCUCAGGAGUUUCUCACAAAAGUCACCCAACCGAUUUGUUUAUUUGGCAUUAUGUCUUAUUUUGCUGGCACAGAUCCAGAUAUUACCAAGGCUCAACUUUAUGCAGCUGGCCUAAUAGCUGGCUCUGUUUUCACCGUAGUUUUCGGUCAUCCCUAUAUGCUGGGUCUACUUCAUCUUGGAAUGAAAAUGCGAAUUGCCUUGAGCAGUUUGAUCUACCGUAAGGCCUUACGCCUCAACCGAUCCGCCCUGGGAGAGACGACAGUGGGGCAGGUGGUGAAUCUGCUAUCAAAUGAUGUAGGACGUUUCGAUACGGUUUUGAUCAAUAUCCAUUACCUCUGGUUAGCUCCAUUGGAACUCGUAUUGGUAACAUAUUUAAUGUACAUCGAAAUUGGCGUUUCAUCGCUCUUCGGCGUGGCAGUGAUGCUGCUGUUUUUACCCUUUCAAUCAUAUCUCGGAAAGAAAACAAGCGUGUUAAGACUGCGCACUGCUUUGCGAACGGACGAACGUGUUCGCAUGAUGAACGAGAUUAUUUCAGGCAUUCAGGUAAUAAAAAUGUAUGCCUGGGAGAAGCCAUUUGGCAAGCUAAUAGAAAUGACUCGCAUUAAGGAAAUGUCGUGUAUUAAACAAGUCAACUAUAUCAGAGGAAUUCUUAUAUCAUUUGCCAUGUUCCUGUCACGCAUUUUUAUAUCGACCAGUCUGAUAGCAUAUGUUCUGCUGGGCAACAUCCUGAACGCCGAGAAGGCGUUCUUCGUAACCGCCUACUACAAUAUUUUGAGGCGAUCGGUUACCAUGUUCUUUCCCCAGGGUAUUUCACAGUUUGCAGAGCUUUUGGUGUCGAUAAAGCGUCUGGAGACGUUUAUGCAUCGUGAAGAGACUCAAGUGUUAGACAAGUCAAAGAAGAAAGAAAUUUUAUUUACCGAUGAAAAGGAGCGAGGCUACCUCAUAGCCAAUAACAAUAGAAAAGAGGCUCAUCAAGAUAAUGGCAUUUCUGAGACGCUGAUCGAUUUUAAUAACUUCAAUGCCAAAUGGGAGACCAAAGCUGCCGAGAAUACUUUGCAGGAUAUCAAUCUUCAAUUGGGCCGCCGACAGUUAGUUGCCGUCAUUGGCCCCGUGGGUGCCGGAAAAUCUAGUCUCAUUCAAGCUCUUCUUGGCGAGUUGUCUCCGAGUAGCGGCAGUGUUAAAGUUAAUGGAACCUACUCCUACGCAUCGCAGGAACCAUGGCUUUUCACCGGCUCUGUGCGUCAGAAUAUUCUCUUUGGCCUCGACAUGGAUAAGCAUCGCUAUCGCACAGUGGUGAAGAAAUGUGCUUUGGAAAGGGACUUUGAACUGCUGCCCCAUGGCGACAAGACCAUUGUAGGCGAGCGGGGAGCCUCCCUCUCUGGCGGUCAGAAGGCUCGUAUCAGUUUGGCACGUGCUGUCUAUCGCAGAGCGAACAUUUAUCUAUUGGAUGAUCCGCUCAGUGCCGUCGACACGCACGUUGGUCGCCAUCUCUUCGAUCAAUGCAUGCGAGGUUAUUUGAGAAGUGAACUAGUUGUCCUUGUCACACAUCAGCUGCAGUUCUUGGAGCAUGCCGAUCUAAUUGUCAUCAUGGACAAGGGAAAAAUAAGUGCCAUGGGCACGUAUGCGACAAUGAAACGCAGUGGAUUGGACUUUGCCCAACUGCUAACAGACAAGAACGAGGAGACUUUGGAUGGCGACGACGAAGCCGGCGGUGAUAUAUGGGAUCGCUUAAGCCAGUCAUCGCGUAGCAGACGCGGCAGUAAAGUGAGCCACCCGAGCACCCGCAACAAUAGUUUUACUUCGUUAAGCUCCUUAGCAGAGUCGUAUGUCCAGGAUGCUCCAAUGCCAAUGCAGGAGGCCCGCGUCGAAGGCAAGAUAGGUGUGGGUCUGUAUAAGGAAUAUCUAACGGCAGGAAGUGGCUGGCUUAUGGUAGUAUUUAUGGUCUUCCUUUGCUUGGGAACUCAAAUCGUAGGCUCUACAGCUGAUGUAUUUCUCGCUUAUUGGGUUAACAAAAACCAGAAUGCUGCCGAUGCUGAUGCUGAUCAGAUAGACAUUUAUAUCUUUGCUGCUCUUAACGUGGCCGUUGUAGUCUUUACCUUAGUCCGCACCAUGCUUUUUUAUAAGAUGGCAAUGCGCAGCUCAACCCAGUUGCACAAUGCCAUGUUUCGAGGCAUCACGAGGGCUGCCAUGUAUUUUUUUAAUACAAAUCCUUCGGGUCGCAUAUUGAAUCGUUUCUCCAAGGACUUGGGGCAGAUAGAUGAAAUUCUUCCUAGUGUUAUGCUGGAUGUUGUGCAAAUAUUUCUUACCUUGGCCGGCAUUAUUAUUGUGAUAUGUAUUACCAAUCCCUAUUAUCUCAUACUAACGUUGGCCCUAGGCAUAGUUUUCUACUACAUCAGGGAAUUCUAUUUGAGUACAUCGCGGGACGUUAAGCGACUUGAAGCCGUAGCCAGAUCUCCCAUAUAUUCCCAUUUAGGGGCGACUCUUACGGGCCUGCCCACGAUUAGGGCUCUAGGAGCUCAAAAUGCUUUAAUUGCUGAAUUUGAUAAUCUCCAGGAUCUGCAUAGUUCGGGAUAUUACACCUUUUUGUCCACCAAUCGUGCUUUCGGCUAUUAUUUGGACUGUUUCUGCACCUUGUACAUUGUGGUUAUAAUCGUUAAUUACUUUAUCAAUCCGCCGAGCAACUCGGGUGAAGUUGGUCUGGCAAUAACCCAGGCUAUGGGUAUGACUGGCAUGGUUCAAUGGGGAAUGCGCCAGUCGGCCGAACUAGAGAACACUAUGACGGCUGUGGAGCGCGUGGUGGAGUACGAUGAGAUUGAACCGGAAGGCGAAUAUGAGUCCCAGCCGAACAAGAAGCCACCUACCACUUGGCCCGAAGAGGGACAAAUCAUAGCAGAUGACUUGAGCCUGCGAUACUUCCCCGAUCCUCAGUCGAAAUAUGUUCUAAAGUCGCUUAAUUUUGAGAUUAAGCCCAAGGAGAAAGUGGGUAUUGUUGGACGAACUGGAGCUGGCAAAUCGUCGCUUAUUAAUGCCCUUUUCCGGCUUUCAUAUAACGACGGAACAAUAACUAUCGAUAGCCGGAAUACCAGUGAAAUCGGUUUGCGGCAUCUUCGCAGCAAGAUUUCCAUUAUACCACAAGAACCAGUCCUUUUCUCCGGCACCAUGCGCUACAAUUUGGAUCCGUUUGAAGAGUACAGUGAUGCCAAGCUCUGGGAUACACUGGAAGAGGUUAAACUGAAGCCCAUCAUUAGUGAUCUGCCCAGUGGAUUGCAGAGCAAAAUCUCUGAAGGUGGAACCAAUUUCAGUGUCGGUCAGCGUCAACUGGUCUGUUUGGCCAGGGCUAUUUUACGCGAAAAUCGAAUAUUGGUAAUGGACGAGGCAACGGCCAAUGUUGACCCGCAAACUGAUUCCCUCAUACAGGCUACCAUUCGUAGUAAGUUCAGGGAGUGCACAGUCCUGACCAUUGCGCACCGACUGCACACAAUUAUGGACUCGGACAAGGUGCUGGUAAUGGAUGCCGGCCAACUGGUCGAGUUUGGUUCACCCUAUGAACUUUUGACGGAAUGUGAAACAAAAAUCUUCCACGGAAUGGUAUCCGAAACAGGCCAAUCUACAUUUGAUAGUCUUUUAAAGGUCGCAGAGAAGGUCUACAAGGAAGCAGAAAAGAGUAAAACUGCCUAGGAGAUUCCGCUGUUUGCCCUAAAUAGUUAAUAAGUUAUCUCAGAUUAAUUUUGUUUUGCUACUUAAGAGUAUUAUGUAUACCCCAAAAAAAUAAAAACAAAAAUCUU